GUGGCCGAGGGCGGGCGCGCGCCCACCGCACGCUCCGGGGUCGCCGGCGCAUGCGCGCGGGGUCGCCGGAACUGUACCUGCCGCUCGUCGGUGAAGCCCGCCUUUCGGGCUCGGCCCUGGCACCCAUGCUGGGCCGGCUGGGCGGGAGGUGGCUGCGGCCGCCGGCCGUCCUGCAGCCCGAGGCCCGGGGCCCGCACUUCGCUCCGGCCGCGACCGGCGGUGCCAGGCGCUCGGCUCUGCCAGCGUGGGCGGUGGCCUCCGUGUCUGCAGUUGACCCGGGCGGCGCGGGCGGCUGGUACGAGGCGCUGGCCGCUUCGGCGCCGGUGCACGGCGCGGAGGAGAUGCUGCUCGCCGCGCACGGCGUCACGGGCCUGCCCUGGUGGGGCAGCAUCCUCUUCACCACCGUGGCCCUGCGCGGCGCCGUCACGCUGCCCCUGGCGGCCUACCAGCACUACAUCCUGGCCAAGGUGGACAAUUUGCAACCAGAAAUACAAAAUAUUGCACAACACCUUAACCAUGAAGUUGCAAUUCGUGCAAAACAGUUGGGGUGGUCCAAAAGAGUUGCCAGGUUCACUUAUCUAAAGAAUAUGCAGAGGCUUGUUUCAGAGCUGUACAUUCGGGAUAAUUGCCACCCUUUCAAAGCCACAGUGUUGGUCUGGAUUCAGCUUCCAAUGUGGAUCUUUAUGUCUGUCGCUCUGCGGAAUUUUAGCACAGGAGCAACACAUUCAGAAGCAGGUUUUUCUGUCCAGGAGCAGUUAGCAACUGGUGGGGUCCUGUGGUUUCCUGACCUCACUGCACUGGAUUCCACUUGGAUUCUGCCUAUCUGCAUUGGUGCCAUCAAUUUAAUAAUAGUAGAGAUUGUUGCUCUACAAAAAAUUAGAAUGUCUCGUUUUCAGACGGGUGUUACCUACUUUGUACGGGGAAUAUCAGUGUUGAUGAUUCCAAUUGCUGCGACAGUACCUUCGAAAAAUCCUCAGACUGACAACAUGAGGGCCUUCAGGCCCUGAAAUGCCUCUGGUGGCUCCCAGUUAAGAAAUCUUAUUUGAAUGGAACAUACAUCAGCAGUGAAUUAUUUUGUGAUUUUUUUAGAAAAUGGACUUGAGAUACAUGGUGGUAGAGGAGUCCAUGCAUGCAAGAAAGUACCUAAUAUGGUAGGUGGUGUGGCUUCUUAACCACAUUCUGAAAGAAGACAGACAGUGUACAUUCCUUUUCCUAAGAUUUAAGAAGACUGAAAUACAAAGUAUGGAACUAAGUACUACUAGAGCAAAGUGAAACAUCUUAAGCUUAAGCUUGUUUAAUCAAAGGGGGGUAAACCAGAUGGGCUAUUGAUUUUGGAGCUGAUUUUAUAAACUUGUUUAUUUGGGAGGAUUAAGUACUCUAAUGGGUUUAAACAGUGGUAGAUGUUUGAUACAGGAAAAAUUGACAGGUAAUAUAAAUUGUGGACCCAGUAGUCUGCUUGUUUCACUCAUAAAGAUGAUGAAAUUAAUUCUGGUUGAGAUAUUUAGGAAUAAAUUUGACAGGAUUUGAGAAGAUUACAAAUUUUCAUUGAGUUGGAAUAUGAACCUGUUUCUGAGAUGCCCUAUCAUUCCAUCUUAUGUUUUACAAUAAAAACUAAAAUGAGCCCUAACCGGUUUGGCUCAGUGGAUAGAGCGUUGGCCUGUGGUCUGAAGGGUCCCAGGUUCAAUUCUGGUCAAGGGCAUGUACCUUGAUUGCGGGCACAUCCCCAGUAGGGGGUGUGCAGGAGACAGCUGAUAG
Messenger RNA from Myotis lucifugus (little brown bat), 1755 nucleotides. RefSeq names its product mitochondrial inner membrane protein COX18. The record is from RefSeq and is a predicted model, not a curated record. Gene Ontology annotation, cellular component: mitochondrial inner membrane. NCBI's taxonomy places the organism in Eukaryota, Metazoa, Chordata, Mammalia, Chiroptera, Vespertilionidae. Gene Ontology annotation, biological process: mitochondrial respiratory chain complex IV assembly; protein insertion into mitochondrial inner membrane from matrix. The transcript is spliced from 6 exons. The coding region runs from base 51 to 1007 and encodes 318 amino acids. Gene Ontology annotation, molecular function: membrane insertase activity.